Paramecium octaurelia is the source of this 915-nucleotide messenger RNA. The record is from the annotation of a GenBank genome assembly. Lineage: Eukaryota; Ciliophora; Oligohymenophorea; Peniculida; Parameciidae.
AUGAAUUAAUUAAUUUAAGAAUUAGAAUGCCGCCAUUCAACAGCAAUUCCGAUUGUUUAUAGUUUGCUUUCGAGUUGUUUCUUCGCCUUGACUGCUUUGACUAUUAAAUUAGUGCCAAAUGUGGCUCCAACUUAAGUGUUGUAUGUUAGAUCAUUGUUCACAAUAAUGAUGUUAAAAUGGAUUGCCAAGGACAAAAUUGAUAGUUAUCCAUAAAAAUAGAUAAAUAAAUUGCAAUGGAGAGGAUUGUGUGGAGGCUUGGGGACAGUGGCUUGGUUUUGGGCAGUUCGUUUGAUUUAGUCCUCAGAAGUAAUAGUGUUAUCGAAGAUCUCACCAUUGUGGACAGCUUUGAUAGCUGCAUACAUCACAAAGACAGAUAAGUUGACAUUAAAACUUUUAAUAAUAAUUUUAUUGUGUAUCAUCGGAGUGAUUUUGAUAGCCAGACCUCCCUUUUUACUUAUGGCUCUGGGAUGGACUGUGGAUGCAAAUAGAGAAUACGAUAUGCACAUGUUAGGAGUGAUGUUGGCAUUGACAUCUUCAAUUACGUAAUCAAUAGUCUAAGUGAUUAUCUCUCACUUAGCAAAGUCAGUGCAUUAAAUUGCAAUUCUCCAAUACUUCUCCUUUUACACAAUCAUAUUGCCUAUGCUUUUUGAGUUGUAUAAUUAAUCAUAGCUGGUAUUCCCCACAUAUUAAGAAUGGGUAUUUUUAUUGUUGAAUAGUGCGUCUGGAGGACUGGCUCAGUUUUUCAUGAAUAGAUGCUUCAUAUUGGGAAAAUUGAAUAAGAUGUCACUCGUGGGACAGUCAUAGGUUCUGUUUAGUUACUUUUUCGAUAUCGUGGUGUUGAAUGAGAGUCUCAACAAUUUAAGCAUUAUUGGGAGUGUUUUAGUUUGUGGGUGUUUGGUUAGUGUGAUUUUAUGA